This is a messenger RNA of Oncorhynchus keta (chum salmon), 3436 nucleotides long. RefSeq names its product E3 ubiquitin/ISG15 ligase TRIM25-like. Lineage: Eukaryota; Metazoa; Chordata; Actinopteri; Salmoniformes; Salmonidae. The coding region runs from base 114 to 1346 and encodes 410 amino acids. The record is from RefSeq and is a predicted model, not a curated record. Gene Ontology annotation, molecular function: zinc ion binding. The transcript is spliced from 2 exons.
UGAUUAGAACCCGUUUGCGCUGUUCUGUGAAGGGACUUUCAUUUUGACUUGAGCUGCUAAGCAGAGAGGAAGUGGGAAAGCUGAGUUAGAAAGCUGAUUGAAUUUACCUGGAAAUGGCGUCCUCUAGCCGUCUCCUGUCUGAAGAGCAGUUCCAGUGCUCUAUCUGUCUGGAUGUGUUCACUGAGCCUGUCUCAACUCCAUGUGGACACAACUUCUGCAAGGUCUGUAUCAGCGGAUACUGGGAUACAACUGACCUGUGCCAGUGUCCAAUGUGUAAGAGGACAUUCUACACAAGACCAGAGCUCAAUAUCAACACAGCAUUCCGAGAUGUUGUAGAUUAUGUUAACAGGAUCAGGGUCAAAAACAGAGAAAAGUCCCCUGCUGAGGCUGGAGAAGUGGUCUGUGACAUCUGCACGAGGAUGAAGCUCAAGGCCUUGAAGUCCUGCCUGGAGUGUCAGACCUCUUUCUGUGAGACUCACCUGCAGCCUCAUCAGAGAGUCACCGGCCUGAAAAGGCACAAGCUAAUAGACCCCGUUGAGAACAUGGAAGACAGGAUGUGUAAGAAGCAUGACAGACAGCUGGAGCUGUUCUGUAGGACCGACCAGACUUGUGUGUGUCAGUUCUGCACUGAGGCAGACCACAAGACUCACCACACCGUCCCUCUAGAGAAAGAGUUUGGAGAGAGGAAGGCUCAGCUGGUGAAGACGGAGCAACAUGUAUGGCAGAUGAUCCAGGAGCGACUAGAGAAGGUGCAGAAGAUCAAACAUUCAGUAGAGUUCAGCAAGAUAGAUACACAGAGAGUGAUGGCAGACAGUCUGCAGGUUUUCACUGAUCUGAUGGAUUCCAUUGAGAAAAGCAAGAAGGAGCUCAUUGAGGAGGUUGAGGAGAAGCAGAAAGCAGCAGAGAAUCAGGCUGAAGGGUUUAUUAAAGAGCUGGAGCAGGAAAUCAAUGACCUACGUAGGAGACACACUGAGUUGGAACAGCUCUCACACACCGAGGACCACCUCCACCUCCUCCAGACCUUCCCAUCCCUGUACACCACUCCAAACAUCAAGGACUGGUCUGAGAUCAGUGUUUACAGUGAGACGUGUGUGGGGAAUUUGAGGAGUGUUUUGAGAAGCUUUGUGUCUGAGCUGGAAAAGACAGUGAGGAGAGCAUUUUCUGAAAAAUUCAAUAAUGCAAUGGAGGACUUUCAUGACGUCAAUCUGAAAAAGAUGCAGCAGUAUGCAGUGGAUGUGACUCUGGACCCUGAUACAGCCUAUGACAGGGUCGUCCAAUCUAAGGACAAGAAACAGUUGAGAAAAGGAAGAAAAAAUCUCCCUGACAACACAGAUAGGUUUCGUUGAAGUUAGUCUGUCCUGUGAAGAGAGGGCUUCUCCUCAGCGAGAUUCUACUAUGAGGUGUAGGUGGAGGAGAGGACUUGCUGGAAGUUAAGGGUAGUAAUUCCAAUUUGAUUUGCAGUGUUGUUUCUACACAUUAAUCACGUUGAGUCAAAAUGAGGGAAUGACCUUUGAGGUUUUUGGAUUGAAGUUUACACACCUUGAGUGAUAUAUAGAAACGUGCUGAAUGAUGUAUGAAGGAGUGUAUUGUUGUUUGUUUGUUUGAUUGUUUGUUUGUUUUGUUUGAUAAAUAUCACCAGAUUGGGUCUGCUGGAUGAUCGAGAUUACACCCUAAGGAUUAGUGGUGACUCUGCAAUGAGGUUGACAGUGUGUGUCAUAUUGGGAGUAUAAGCCAAUUUGGAAAAAUUGUUUCAACAGAAUGUGUUGUUACUCGCUUUGACAUGUGUUUUAGAGAUUUUCAUUGGGAAUAUUGGUAGUAACAAACGGUGUUUGUUUGAAUUUCUUGAAACGCUUGACUGGAUUUCCUGAAUCAGAGAUUCACUGAAAUGAAUUGUUGUUCUGAAUUGUCCUUUCUCAAAGUGAUGGUGACUACAGAUGGUAUCUAAAUGCAUGGAAGAGAUAAUUUGACCAAACGGUGUAGACCUCAAAACCCCCUCUAACCGGCUGAAGAUAUGGCGCUCAGUUCGGCCCUGUCCUGCACCACUUCUAUCAAGAGACCUGAGUCUGAGCCAGCAACCGGUGUACAGCAUCCAGUUGAAGUUAUCAACUGCCUUUUCUCUCAUGCCCUUCUCUCAAGAGUGUGACAGGAGUCCACAUGGAGUGAGCAUGGAGAGAUCCAUUCCAAAACUUCUCUUAUGUUGCCGGUAUACUGGUUGACAAAUGGACAAUACACAAUAGGAGUUGUGGUGGGACUCAAGUGAGACAUUGAAAUUGGGACAUUGUCAUGGGCCAUCCACUUUGAACUGUGAAGCUAUCUGAAGAAAAAUGAAAAAAUGCCAGAAGAUUGAAUGCCGGGAAACGGAGGGGGUUGGUCAACUGUGCCCGUAAAUAUUUUAAACUUUUCUGAAAUAGUUUAUUUUGGGGUAUCAGUUUGAUUGUGGAGGUCUACACACUGCUAAAUGUAUAGCAAUUUAGGCUAAGAAUGCAUUGAGAUAGUGAUCUGUAAUUAAUCAUGAUGAGAGAGUUAAUACUAGAAUUUUGAGAUUAAUAUUUUGUAUGUUAAUAUAAAUGUACAUUCUGCCAGUGUUGAUGUGUUAAAUUGAGGGUUUACAUUUUGAGUGAUAGAACCAAUGUGAAUGCUAUUCUCAACAUGCCUUGGUGAAUGGAAAGGUGAUCUCUGAUCGUGAGAGGGAAACUGAUCCUAAUCUAUUUGACCUAUAUCCAUUACCAAAAUGAAAUGUUUAAUGAUAAUACUCAGGAAUUAUAGCAGGUUUGUGCUAAUGGUGCAUAGCCAUAGGUGUUGCCUUAUAAAUAGUGGGAUUGUGAUGCUAGUCCUGGGUUAUGUUCAUUGGGCAGUAAAUGGAAGAAAUGUUACUUAAAACAUCUUAAGGAUUAGCCACUUUUUUUCAAUUUUCACCGAAAAUGAAAUACCCGAAUCUCACUGCUUGUAGCUCAGGAUCUGAAGCAAGGAUAUGCAUAUUCUUGGUACCAUUUGAAAGGACACACUUUGAGGUAUAAUAUAACACAAUAGAUCUGGUAAAAGAUAAUACAAAGAAAAAAACAACCAUUCUUUUUUUGAACCAUCAUCUUUGAAAUGCAAGGGAAAGGCCAUACUGUAUUAUUCAAGCCCAGGUGCAAUUUAGAUUUUGGCCACUAGAUGGCAUCAGUGUAUGUGCAUAGUUUUAGACUGAUCCAAUGAACCAUUGCAUUUCUGUUAAAUUUGUUUUAGCAAGCAUGCUCAAAUGUUCCUAAUUUGUUUAUUAAUACAUUUUUUAUGUUCAAAAUUGUGCAGCCAUGACUAAGCAUUCUUAGAGACCAGCUAUGUAAGUAACAGCAUUUUUUUGUAAAGGUCACUCUACUCUGCCCAACGGUCAAGUGUUGGGCUGACUAGUCUCAUUAUUUCAAUAAUUAAUCAAUAUUAAAUAAAGAAUUGUUUG